GUUAACCCUUUACACCCUAACAUCAGUAUUCAUAUUCUUCAUACUGUUCUCUGUACAUUUACUAAUGUGCUGACAAGGAGAAUUUGUCUGGUAAUCAAGAGAUUCUUAAGUUGGUGAUCACUUUCUUUAUUCUCAUGACAUUAAUGUGUGAUUCAGUGGUCACUAUUGUAAGGAGAAAUUAGAUGCUAGUCACGCUUAGGGGUUAAAGGGUUGAGUAGUAUUACUGGUAAGUUUUGAUUUUCUUCUCAGGGUUCCACAACGUCACGCAUGUUCAUUUAGCAGAGUCUUGUUUGGAGGACUGGAACAGUGGACGAUCAUUCAUUCAGGAAAAGAAACAAAUUAAUAAAAAAAACUGA
Pocillopora meandrina is the source of this 356-nucleotide messenger RNA. NCBI's taxonomy places the organism in Eukaryota, Metazoa, Cnidaria, Anthozoa, Scleractinia, Pocilloporidae. The record is from the annotation of a GenBank genome assembly.